Messenger RNA from Poecilia latipinna (sailfin molly), 2835 nucleotides. RefSeq lists its product as uncharacterized. Bases 220 to 2406 code for a protein of 728 amino acids. Gene Ontology annotation, biological process: immune response. Lineage: Eukaryota; Metazoa; Chordata; Actinopteri; Cyprinodontiformes; Poeciliidae. Gene Ontology annotation, cellular component: external side of plasma membrane. The transcript is spliced from 13 exons. The record is from RefSeq and is a predicted model, not a curated record.
CAAAUGUUUUCCAGUAAAGCGGGUUCUCUGUCGGUGCCUGGUGGUGAGAGGCCGUCUUUCAAGAAAGCAGCUGUUCUUUGUUGUGAGGAAACCAUAAAGACAGAGGACUGACUCAUCUGAAAUGACGCUCCAGAUGUGGCGCUGAUGCUCAUCAGCUUGAUCAACAGUUUCUGAGGAAAAGUAAAGGAUUUCUCUCCUGACAUCACAUCUUUUAACAACAUGAUGUUAUUUUUACUGCUUUUAUGUGCUGCUUCAUCACCAGAAAAACACUCGCUGACGGUUUUGGUCACUGCCUCCUCUGGACUUCCACAUUUUCCAGACUUUAUAAUCACCACCCAGGUGGACAAGCUGCCAACGAGUUACUGCGACAGCAACAAAAAUAUUAGAGCAAACCCAAAAUACGGACAAAAAUUAAUGAACAUUGAGUCACAGAUUGCUGAUUGGUAUAUUGAACAGUGUUUUGAAAUAAUGUCUGAUUAUCUCAAGGUUAAGAUGGGAAUUUUAAAGGACCUGAACCAAAGUGAAGCUGUUCACAUUUUGCAGGUUAUUAUUGGCUGUGAAUGGGAGGAAAAGACAAAAGAAACGACCUCGUUUUUACAGUUUGGAUAUAAUGGAGCAGACUUUAUGAAAUUUGACCCAAAGAAGUUGACAUGGAUUCCUCAAACUCCACAGGCUGUCAGCAUCAAACCAAAGUGGGAAGCUGAUGAAUCUGCAUAUCAUUUGAAGCACAAGGACUUCUUAAAUCAUAUAUGUCCUGAUUGGCUGAAGAAAUAUAUGGCCAAUAACCAAGUCCCUCUGCAGAGCACAGUUCUUCCCUCGGUGUUUCUCCUCCAGACGUCUCCUGACUCUCCAGUCAGCUGCUUUGCUACUGGUUUCUAUCCCAACAAAGCUGCGAUGUUCUGGAGAAAGGAUGGAGAGGAGAUUCAGGACAGUGUGGACAAAACAGAGAUCCUCUGUAACCAGGAUAACACCUUCCAGAUGAGAGCAGACAUUAAUGUUUCAUCUGUUAACCCUGAAGACUGGGAAAGAUAUGAGUGUGUGUUUCAUCUGGUGGAUGUCAGAGAUGAUGUUGUCAGCAGACUGGAGAAAGAAAAGAUCCAAACCAACUGGGGAAAGAGACAGAGACAUAAUGAUGAGGAAAAGCCCAUCGGAUUGAUAGUUGGGAUCACUGCUGCAGUGGUUUUUCUUGUCAUCAUUGUUGCUGCUGUUGGAUUUGCAGUCAUCAAAAACAGGAAAGAACCACACAGCGGAACGAAAUCGUUACAGGUUAAGUUGGACAUGGAAAUGUUCCUGCUCCUUCUUUUACUUCACUGCGUGUCAUCAGUGAAACACACACUCAUGUUGAUGGGUGUGGGUUCUUCUGGACUUCCGAACUUACCGACGUUUUGGGCAAAUAUUGAAAUUGAUGCGAUCCGAGUGGCUUACUGUGACAGUAACAGAAAAACCCUUAACUCAGCAUUCAACUCCUCGUACAGUGGAUUUUGUUUCCAUCUGCCAGAUAACUUCGCUCACAAGCUUAAUUAUUUAAAGGAUUUUCAAUAUGAAGCUGUUGGCAUUUUACAGAUGAUAACCGGCUGUGAAUGGGAUGACGUGACUGGAGAUGUUGGCAUUUUUUUAAAAUUUGCAUAUAAUGGAGAAGAUCUUCUUGAAUUGGAUGUAAAGAACUUGACAUGGAUCGCUAAAAAUCAUCAGGCUGUCAUGGUCAAGGACAAAUGGAAAAAUGACGAGGAUACUCCUUUAAAAAACUCUGUACCUUUACUGAAGAAUGUUUGCCCUGAAGAUCUGAAGAAGUAUGUGUCACAUGGUGACCAUUCUCAGCAGAAAAAAGCAGGUCUUCCAUCAGUGUCUCUCCUCCAGAGGACUCCAUCCUCACCAAUCAGAUGCCAUGUGACAGGUUUUUACCCAAACAGAGGGCAGUUAUACUGGAGAGAAAAUGGAGAGGAGAUUCAUGAAUAUGUGGAGCAUAGUGAGAUCCUUCCCAAUCCUGAUGGAACCUUCCAGAUGAGUGUUGACUUCAAUGUUUCCUCAAUCCCACUUGAGGACUGGGGGAAGUACGACUGUGUCUUUCAGCAGCCUGGGUUAGGAAACAUCACAACCAAACUGGAUAAAGCAGUAAUUAGGACAAACAGGGUUUCUCCAACAGAUUUUCCUUCUCAUGUUAUCAGUGGAGUUGUUGUGGGACUUGUGCUGCUUGUAGCACUUUGCAUAUCUGGAUUCAUCUUCUGGAAAAAGAAUAAUAAUGGAUUUCAACCUGCAAACAGAUCUGACCAAAUAGAAGAGAACGCUGAACUUCAGAGUUUUAAAGAUGAAGUCAGAACUGCUGAUGGUGACCAGACCAGUAGCAACAAACAAAACCAUGAAAAGGCAAAUGGUGCUGAGCAAAGACCUGAGACUGGGAUCCACUGAAUCCACUGGGAUCCACUGAAUCCACUGGGAUCCACUGAAUCCACUGGGAUCCACUGAAUCCCAGUCUCAGGGAUUGUAUAAUUACAAUCCUAAUUACAAUUUACUAAGUCUAUGAAGCCAAGUUGUCAUCUUUUAAUGUAAAAAUAUUUAGAAACGUUAUAACAAGUUAUGCUUGGGGAUUUAUUAAAAUUUUUGGAGGACACUUUAAUGCACUUGUUAAUCACAUUACUGAUACUUAAUUUUAUAUUUCUAUGUUGCUUUAUAAAAUUGUUAAUAAAUAAUUUUGUUUUGUGUACUUUUUUGUAGUGUUUAUACUGCAAUGUUAUACUCUUUCCGUUUUAUAAUGACCAAUUGUAAGCUUCUAAUCCUGUUGAGAAAAGGAAUGUAUCUUUUAAAAUGUUUUGAAAACUUGGAAAUGUGUUUAGAAUA